This is a messenger RNA of Orbicella faveolata, 4963 nucleotides long. Its product is annotated as DNA-directed RNA polymerase III subunit RPC1-like. The record is from RefSeq and is a predicted model, not a curated record. Gene Ontology annotation, biological process: DNA-templated transcription. Gene Ontology annotation, molecular function: DNA-directed RNA polymerase activity; DNA binding. NCBI's taxonomy places the organism in Eukaryota, Metazoa, Cnidaria, Anthozoa, Scleractinia, Merulinidae.
CAGAGGUGUCCAAAAAACAGCUGGAUUUCACGACUCCACUAUGGUUAAGGAACAGUUCAAGGAAUCUGGAGUUACGAAAAAGAUAAGCCAUGUCAAUUUUGGAUUGUUCUCCCCAGAGCAAAUGCAUCAAUAUGCACACAUUCACUGUGUCAGCAAGAACCUGUAUAAUCAGGACCACGCCCGUACCCCUGUCCCAUAUGGGGUGUUGGAUUCACAUAUGGGAACAAGUAGUAAAGACCGAAACUGUGAAACCUGCGGCAAAGCUCUGGCUGAUUGUGUUGGUCACUAUGGAUACCUGGAUCUUGAACUUCCGAUCUUCCAUGUUGGUUUCUUCAGAUCAACCAUAGUCAUUCUUCAAACGAUAUGUAAAACAUGUUCCAGAGUAUUGUUGCCUCCACAAGAAAAGAAGCAUUUUCUGGACCAAUUAAGUCGACCAGCAGUGUCUUCCUUGAUGAAGAAGGGCCUGAAGAAAAAGAUUGUUGAAAAGUGUAAAAAGAUUUCUCACUGUCCGUACUGUGAAGCAUUGAAUGGUUUUGUAAGAAAGAGCGGAAUGAUGAAGAUUGUUCAUGAAAAGUACAAAUCAGCCAGGAAGUAUGUUGAUCCUGUCAUCUCUGAAUUCCAAGCAUCAUUUGGCUCAGCAAUCGAAUACAAUAAAGAACUGGAUACCUUACUCAACAGGGCUCAGGAAGUGUUAAAUCCUCUAAGAGUCAUAACAUUGUUUGAACAAAUUCCAGAUCAGGACUGUCCUUUAUUAAUGAUGAAACCUGAGCUAGGCAGACCAGAGAAUCUUAUUGUGACACGCCUACUUGUUCCGCCAGUUUGCAUCAGGCCAUCAGUCAUUAGUGAUCUCCAGAGUGGAAGUAACGAAGAUGACCUGACCAUGAAGCUGACAGAAAUCAUUUUCCUCAAUGAUGUUAUUAGCAAACACAGAGCGACUGGAGCUAAAAUACAAAUGAUCAUGGAAGACUGGGAUUUCCUUCAGCUUCAAUGUGCAUUGUAUAUUAACAGUGAAAUGUCAGGAAUUCCCCUAAGUAUGCAGGCUGUUGUGAGGCCUCAUCGGACAUUCCGCUUCAAUGAGUGUGUUUGCACCCCUUACAAUGCAGACUUUGAUGGCGAUGAAAUGAACCUCCACCUUCCACAAACAGAGGAAGCCAAGGCCGAAGCUCUUACACUCAUGGGUGUAAAAUCUAAUUUGGUGACACCAAGAAAUGGCGAACCUCUUAUUGCUGCUAUUCAAGACUUCAUCACAGGGGCUUAUCUUCUCACGCAGAAAGAUGUUUUCUUCGAUCGCAGUCAUAUCACCCAGCUGUUAGCUUAUAUCCUGGCUGGGAAGGAUGUAAAUAUCAGAAUUGAUCUGCCACCUCCUGUCAUUGUAAAGCCAGUGAAAUUAUGGACUGGAAAGCAAGUCUUCAAUGUCGUGCUACGACCAAACAAGGACAUGCCAAUCAAGAUGAAUUUACGAACAAAAGGCAAACAGUACACAAGUGGAGAAGAUCUUUGUGUGAAAGACUCUUAUGUGGUGAUUCAUAACAGUGAACUGAUGUGUGGAGCAUUGGACAAGGCAGUGCUGGGAUCUGGCUCCAAGAACAGUAUCUUCUAUGUUCUUCUCAGAGACUUUGGUGGUCAGGUAUGCCAUAAGGAGAAUUUACAUGUCGACCGCUUUUAUUUGCCAGGUAAUAGAGGAUUCUCCAUCGGUAUCGGUGACGUCACGCCGGGGCAAGGUCUUCUGAAAGCAAAGGACGAUCUUCUCAGUAACGGUUAUUCCAAGUGUGACAACUUCAUCCAGGAUUUCAAAGAAGGCAAGUUACAAACUCAGCCAGGUUGUAGCGCAGAUGAUACGCUUGAGGCUGUGAUUCUAAAGGAACUUUCUGUCAUCAGAGAUCACGCAGGAAAGGCAUGCCUGCGUGAACUACACAAGACAAACAGUCCCCUAACAAUGGCGGUCUGUGGUUCAAAAGGUUCGUUCAUCAACAUCUCACAGAUGAUCGCUUGUGUGGGACAGCAGGCCAUCUCUGGCAAGAGAAUUCCAAAUGGAUUUGAAGACAGAGCGCUGCCUCACUUCAAACGACACUCAAAAUUUCCCGCCGCGAAAGGAUUUGUAAAGAACAGCUUCUAUUCCGGGCUAACUCCAACGGAGUUCUUCUUUCACACCAUGGCUGGAAGAGAAGGACUUGUGGAUACUGCUGUCAAGACUGCAGAAACUGGAUACAUGCAAAGGAGAUUGGUUAAGGUAUUUGGGCCUUUAUUAGCUUGUGCUUAUUACAAAAAUAACUCAGUUUCAAGACAGGUUUGCUUGUCAAGGGGCGGUGGCCUCAUGUCUGGCAAGAGAAUUCCAAAUGGAUUUGAAGACAGAGCGCUGCCUCACUUCAAACGACACUCAAAAUUUCCCGCCGCGAAAGGAUUUGUAAAGAACAGCUUCUAUUCCGGGCUAACUCCAACGGAGUUCUUCUUUCACACCAUGGCUGGAAGAGAAGGACUUGUGGAUACUGCUGUCAAGACUGCAGAAACUGGAUACAUGCAAAGGAGAUUGGUUAAGUCGUUAGAGGAUCUGGCGACCCAAUACGAUCUGACAGUGAGGAAUUCAGUCGGUGACGUUGUACAGUUCAUGUACGGAGGAGACGGACUGGAUCCCACUGACAUGGAGGGAAAGGACAAACCGCUGGACUACAAUCGCGUGUUCAGCCACGUUCAGUGCUCAGUGCCGAUGAAAGAGGAAGACCCACUUACUCCGGAGGAGAUACUCAAGGACGCCUUACCAGCUAUUGACGGACCUGAAUUUGAAGACUGUGGAACUGAGUUUAAGAAGGAUUUAAGAGCAUUCGUGGAAGACAUUGCCAAAAAGGUAGAGACAAAGCAUCGACAGCUUGGUCUGGGAGCUCACUCCUCUCUCAGUGCGUCUGAAACGAAUAACCUUCCUAAGGUGUUGUCAUGGGUAGACCGUUGUACCAAGUCCCAACUGAAGCAGUUCCUGAGCCUUUGUAAGGAGAAGUACUCAAGAGCAAAGAUUGAGCCCAGUACAGCAGUGGGUGCCCUGUGUGCUCAGAGUAUUGGGGAGCCUGGAACACAGAUGACUCUGAAGACGUUUCACUUCGCUGGAGUCGCUUCAAUGAAUAUCACCCUUGGCGUUCCUCGUAUAAAGGAAAUCAUCAACGCAUCUCGGUCCAUUAGCACUCCAAUCAUCUCCGCGCAGCUUAUGAAUGACAAAAACGCUGACGAGGCACGAGGGGUCAAAGGCCGGGUUGAGAAAACCCUACUAGGAGAGGUUUCAGAGUAUAUCGAAGAAGUUUUCCUGCCUGACAGCUGUUUUAUUCUUGUCAAACUGGCGAUGGACAGGAUCAAAUUGCUUAAGCUCGAAGUUGACGUGGACUCCAUACGAUUUGCUAUCUGCAGUACAAGAAAACUUAAACUGAAACCCUCGCAAGUGACAGCCCUCAGCAAGUCCGAGCUCUGUAUUUAUCCAAGUGAGAGCAGUAAGUCCUCUCUACAUUACACAAUGCAGCAGCUCAAGACAGACUUGCCUGAUGUGCUCAUCAAGGGUCAUAAAAAUGUAAACCGCGCCAUAAUUCAUGUAGACGAGGCUCAAGGAGAUACCUACAAGCUGCUGGUGGAAGGCGAUGAUUUGCUGUCUGUAAUGUCCACUGUUGGCGUCAAAGGCACAGCAACCACGUCCAACAACACGGCUGAAGUGGAGAAAGUUCUUGGAAUCGAAGCUGCCAGGGCAACGAUAAUGAAUGAAAUCAACAUGACCAUGAAGAGUCACGGGAUGAGUAUCGAUGCACGUCACGUGAUGUUACUGGCAGACCUCAUGACGUUUAAGGGAGAGGUACUGGGUAUAACAAGGUUCGGCAUAGCAAAGAUGAAGGAGAGCGUACUUAUGCUUGCUUCUUUCGAGAAGACUUCAGAUCAUUUGUUUGAUGCCGCACUACACGGUCAGACCGACUCUAUUGAUGGUGUCAGUGAGUGUAUUAUUAUGGGAAUUCCCAUGAGUAUUGGAACUGGAAUGUUCAAGCUUCUUCACAAGCCAGACAGGACCGGGCCUCCAAGCCGCAGGAAUUUGAUUUUCGACAACCCUGAAUUCCACUUACCGGAACCAACCGCGUCAGUUAAACGGUAGCCGUUUUGAAAUGUACGUGCUGUUUGAAAUGUUGAAAAGAUAGUUGCAAUGUUAUGAAAACGAACUCUCAAAGUACAUAAGGGUGUUUCAUAUUAAAACUGUCUUUACAAUCAUGACAUUAACCGAAGAAAUAAGCCCGCAAUUAAUGCGGCGAAUUACCUUGGGCUCUGAGAGCCUGAACACGAGUUCAGCUGUACUUCAAGCUUAUGAGGGUCCGCUUGAAGAAGGACAAAGCGCUGGUUAUUACAGAUGUUGUGCUGUGAUCGAUAUGAGUUCAGUAUAUGAAAGUUGUAAUCCCGAAGUCGAAGCAAACAGAUCUUUCUUAUCGCGAGUUUAUCCCAUUCACCAACAGCCUGUGAACAGGCUCCGCUGGAAGGGUCUGUCCGCAGCUGAAAGGACCGAGAAGGAACUGGCGAAGACUGAAGUGGCCGAGGGGGAGUGGGGUGGAGGUCGGAGCCUUGUUGAUGUAAUCUCGGAUUGAACAGUUAGAGUGGUAUCAACCAAUCAGAGCCCUUUACGGAUCUCACGUGAAGUUCUCGGCUUGAAUCUUACUAGCGACGUUUGUUUUAGUCUUGUAUUAAACUCCAUGUAGUCAUGAUAAUGUAUGGGUUAUUGACCAAGCGUGAGGUCAAGAUGGCUGGAUAUCGGCCAAGUUACUUUCAGCCAUCUUGGCCGAACAAGCUUGGUCAAUAAAGGAUCUAUUACAUGGCUUUCAGCGAAAUGUUUCUUGCGGGACAGCGGGUAGUCCCGAGCGGGCAAGGUAGUGCCAACUUGCCAAUCACAGCGUACGAUUAUGUUCAUCUUGCCCGCUCACGGAGCUACCAUAUAGUAAAUUACAAAAUGAGCUUA